Molecule: messenger RNA, 1446 nt
Organism: Candidula unifasciata
Lineage: Eukaryota; Metazoa; Mollusca; Gastropoda; Stylommatophora; Geomitridae
Source: the annotation of a GenBank genome assembly
AUGAGCAGUCUGAUCGAAGACCCAGCCAUCCCACUAGUGGGUAUGAACGGUAAACGUUGCGGACGGGGCCGGCCGGACAAUGGUCACCUGUACACACUGCGUUCUACCAGUAGAAUGGACAGCGACAACAGCGCCUUCAAGAGAUUCGAAAACGUCGGCAUGCGCCUGGCGCUCAGGAAGGAACUCUAUGCCAAAAGGAAGAAGACAUGUGACGUGUCGCUGAUCUUGGCGUUGCUAGGAAUUCUGUUGAUGGUGAUCGAGACGGAACUGUCUGCAGCUCACAUUAUAAGCCGCACGGACGUAACGUCAGUUCUACUGAAACUGUGCAUCACGGCCUCCACGGUCUCUCUCCUCGUGUUUAUCUUCAUCUAUCACAGACUGGGAGUCCAACUGUUCACUGUUAACAACAGCAUGGACAACUGGCGGCUGGCCAUCAACUACCAGCGCAUCCUGGCGGCAGUGGCAGAAAUGCUCAUCUGUAUGGUUCAUCCCAUCCCAGGUGAAUUCUACGUGUCCUGGUACACUACUGAUUCCGACGGAGACCAGUCCGAGCCAGUUCGCGUACCUCUAGACGUGGUCCUGUCGCUCCCCAUGUUUCUCAGACUCUACCUUGUAUGUCGGUUCCUGGUGCUGCACAGUCGACUGUACCAGGACGCGUCCUGUCAGAGCUUAGGGGCGCUUAAUCGAAUCCAUUUUAACUUUCGAUUUAUCUUCAAGUCGUUUAUGGCACUGUACCCUGAUUACUUCCUGUGCGUGUUUAUGAUUUCCUUGUUUAUCAUUACUAGCUGGACUCUGAGGCUGUGUGAGAUGUAUAACGACGCACGUCACGCCAACGUUCAUGGAAACUUCUUGAAUUCCAUGUGGCUGAUCGCCAUCACAUUCCUGACUGUAGGUUAUGGCGACAUAGUACCAAACUCCUACUGCGGUCGAAGUAUCGCUGUCAUCACAGGCAUUAUGGGUACCGGAUGUACGGCCUUAGUAGUUGCAGUACUUGCCAGAAAACUGGAGCUCUCUCAGGCGGAGAAAUAUGUGCACGACUUUGUUCUGGAAAUCGAGAUCGGUAAACGGCUGAAAGUAGAGGCGGCGAACAUAGUCAAAUGCGGGUGGAAGUUAUACAAGUGUCAUCGCAUUCAAACAAUGACCAAAGCAGAAGAGAAGAUGGUCCUGCAGCUUCAGACGAAACUUCUGCAUGCAAUCUACAAUAUACGAGAGCUGAAGAACCGUCGGCGCCGACUAAGUGACAAGUCUGUGACGCUAGUGGAAGUCAGUAAGACACAAGGGGAGAUGACCCGGGUAGUGAACACUAUAAAAAUGAAGCAGGUUUCUCUAGAAGAGAAAAUGGCAAAUGUUGAUAUUAUGGUUACCCGAAUCUACGACAAGCUGUGUCUUGUAGAAGAAAACCAGUCAUCUAUAUGGCGCAGUAGAGCUGAAGCUCCCCCGGUAUGA